AAAUAAAAAAAACACAAAAGUAAAGAAAAAGAAAAAAAAGUCAGUAGGCCACAAAGUCCUUCAGUUCAGGAGGAAGAAGAAGACGACUCUCCUCUUCUCUCUUCUCUUCUUCGUCUCCGAAAAAUCUCCAAGGCAAGAAGAAGAAGGAUGAUGAAUUGAAAUCCCUAAAUUUUUGUACUAAACCCUUUUCAGAAAAAAAAAUCACUACUCACCAGCACCAAUAUCUAACCGUUGAUUUUUGCAGAUGGGUAAAAACGGACGGCUCAGAUGGAACCCUUUCAGCCACAGAUCGUCUUCUUCGUCAUCAUCAUCUUCCCGACAAGAACCUCAACAACAUCAACCUCCUGUCGAAUUCCUCUGUCCGAUUUCAAAAUCAAUAAUGUCUGACCCAGUUGUUGUCUCAUCCGGUCAAACCUUUGAACGUCUCUGUGUUCAAGUCUGUCGCGACCUAAACUUUAUCCCCAAACUCAACGGCAACGGCAACGGCAACGACGACGACGACGACUCUCUACCCGAUUUCUCCAACAUCAUCCCUAACCUAAACAUGAAAUCAACAAUCGAUACUUGGUGCGACACCGUUGGCCUCUCACGCCCACAGCCACCUGAUUACUCCAUCGUCGAGCGUAACCUACGGCAACAGAUGCCUCCACGGGAAGUUGAGAUUCGUGUCUCCGAGCAAGAGCUUCUCAGAGCUGUAGCUCACCGAGCUCCGAUGAUAACUCACCACGCUGAUUCCGAACUCAUGGGAAGGAGAGACUUCAACAACUCAACGAGCUCUUCUGAUGAAUCUGUAAUCGUCGCUCAGAGCCCACACACUCCUCUUCCUUUAACGACCCGACCCGCUUGCUUCUCUCCGUCUCCAUCAUCUUCUUCUUCCUUCGCUGAAAUCGAAACCCUAACACACAAUCCAGAAGAGGACGAGGUGAUUUACGACAAGCUUAACAGUAGUAAUAUUUUUGAUCAAGAACAAGGUUUGAUUAUGAUGAGGAAGAUGACUCGUACUCAAGAUGAAGCUAGGGUUUCACUCUGUUCUCCUCGGAUCCUUUCUUUACUGAAGAAUAUGAUUGUUUCAAGAUACUCACUAGUGCAGACGAACUCGUUAGCUUCGCUUGUGAAUCUAUCUUUGGACAAGAAGAACAAAUUGACCAUUGUUCGGUUAGGUUUUGUUCCCAUUUUGAUUGAUGUUCUGAAAUCAGGAUCCAGAGAAGCUCAAGAACAUGCCGCUGGAACAAUCUUUGGUCUCUCUCUUGAAGAUGAUAACAAAAUGCCUAUCGGGGUUUUAGGAGCGCUUCAGCCAUUGCUUCACGCGUUACGAGCUGCUGAUAGUGAUAGGACGAGGCAUGAUUCGGCUCUUGCGCUUUACCAUUUGUCCUUGAACCAGACGAAUCGGUUGAAGCUCGUUAGGCUUGGAGCUGUUCCUGCGCUUUUCUCAAUGGUUAGGUCUGGUGAAUCAGCGAGCCGAGCGUUGUUGGUGAUUUGUAAUUUGGCUUGUUGUAGCGAAGGACGAUCGGCGAUGCUUGAUGCGAAUGCGGUUGCGAUUCUUGUAGGGAUGCUACGGGAGGAGAGGACGGAGGAGGCUACGGGGACUGCUCGUUCUUCUUCUUCGGCACGUGAGAAUUGUGUGGCUGCAUUGUUCGCUUUAAGCCAUGAGAGUCUUCGAUUCAAGGGACUAGCGAAGGAGGCAAGAGCUGUGGAUGUUUUGAAGGUAGUGGAAGAGAGAGGAACAGAGAGAGCUAGAGAGAAAGCGAAAAAGAUCCUUCAGCUGAUGAGAGAGAGGGUGCCGGAGGAUGAGGAAGACGACGGCGAAGUAUCAGUUGAUUGGAACCGAGUUAUCGACUCUAAUGGUUCGAUUCGGUCUAGGUUCCGAGUUGGUGGUAGCAACAGAAUGGUUACUCAGAACUCAUCUGGCUUCUAAGUGGCAUUUUCAUUUGUUGUUUGUAUAGACAUUGAAAAAAUGUUUAUUAUUGAAAUUUUUUGUAACUUUGACUUGGAAAAAAUAAUUGAAAAGAACGUGACUGAUGUAAAUAUUUUUGUAUAAAAUUCUCAAGAUUAUGAAUCCAUUUUGAAACUAUGCAUACAACAAAUAUAAAUAUGUAA
Camelina sativa (false flax) is the source of this 2097-nucleotide messenger RNA. Lineage: Eukaryota; Viridiplantae; Streptophyta; Magnoliopsida; Brassicales; Brassicaceae. The record is from RefSeq and is a predicted model, not a curated record.